Messenger RNA from Austrofundulus limnaeus, 2745 nucleotides. RefSeq names its product CDC42 small effector 2 (gene cdc42se2). Gene Ontology annotation, cellular component: plasma membrane. The transcript is spliced from 5 exons. The coding region runs from base 290 to 514 and encodes 74 amino acids. Gene Ontology annotation, molecular function: small GTPase binding. Gene Ontology annotation, biological process: regulation of Rho protein signal transduction. Lineage: Eukaryota; Metazoa; Chordata; Actinopteri; Cyprinodontiformes; Rivulidae. The record is from RefSeq and is a predicted model, not a curated record.
GUCGGUUCAGUUCCUGAUUUUUUUUUUUUACGGGGCAAUUUUUUUCAGUCUUCAGUCGACCGUGUACGUUUCCCUCCCGGCUACCUUUUGGGUAUCGUCAGGUGUGUGCUGCCCGUUAUUUGUGGAACAGCUCUUGUGCCGACAGUUUACCGCUGAGAAGCCAGUGGCCCGCCUGUCAGCAGUUUCCGGUGCGUGUUCGUGACUCUGGCAGCUCUGAACAGGAAGACGGACGCAGAGAGACGUCUGAGCUGAGAAAGGAAACCGUUGUGGCUUCUUCGUCUGCCUCAGAAUGACUGAGUUCUGGGUUUGUUUCAGCUGCUGCAUUGCAGAGCAGCCACAGCCAAAACGACGACGACGAAUUGACCGCUCCAUGAUCGGGGAGCCAACAAACUUUGUUCACACCACACAUGUAGGCUCUGGGGACAUGGGAUUAGCAGCAGUGGACCUUGUUCAGGCUCAGAUGAAAUCUAAAGGAGGUUACUCACAUGGAGGUUCAGAAGGCUCACAGUUGUAACGAGGUGAGAGACAGAGCAAUCCUUGGAGCUCUUCAGUCUUGUGAAAACUACUGUUGUUGAUAUAACGAAACAUUUUUGAAAAGCAAAAAAAAAAAUAAAAAAAACAGCUGAAAAGCAGUUCUGUCUGUAAAGGACACAGGACCAAAAGAUGAAACUACUGCUUUUUUCAUUUUGUUGUAUAUAAUUUUAUUUUCCAUUCUUUUUUUUUUAAUGAAAGCACUGCUAUCCAUUUGCUGCCAUAUUGUUGCACUGUAAAGAGUACACAAGAGGAUUUAGAGCGCUCAUAAUUUCAGUCAGAUGUAUGCUUGUGUGUAUGCAAGAGGAAAAUAUAUUUUUCCCAAACAUUUGCUGUUGUAGCCUGUUGGCUGCCUGUAAUUUAUUUAGUGAUUUGUUAACGGACCUCAUGGUGGCUGGGCCAUACUGGGUAUUUGGAACAUUUAGUUUCAUUCUUUAUUCUCAGAGGUUUAUCAAAGAACAGGUAAAGGUAGCAACGCAAAAAAAAAUAAAUAAAAUCUUAUUCGGAGAAUUAUAAUGAUUCUCUUAAUUGCUUUCAGGGUUGAAGAAUGCUGUUUUCUAAGAAACUUGAAAUGAGUGGAUACACUGGACCAUACAUGAUGCACUCACAUGGCGUAGAAAUUUUUUUCAUUGAUUUCAGCAAGUUUUUGUUUUAAUCUUAUCCAGAUCAAACCGUGUAGAAUUUUAUUAAACUAUGAACUUCCUUUUUGUUGCCUUCAGAAGUAGUGAUUAUUUGUUUUACUUGUGCGAUUUAGAAGCAUAAUGUUGCAAGUUCAGAGCUUAGCUUUUUAUAAAACACUCCUGUUUUUUAUGCUUUUUUUUGUUGUUGUUGUUGUGUAAUGGCUUGUGCACCAACUGUUGACCAAUGAUUGGAACUUGUCUCGACCAGAUCACAAAUGCAAACUCUUCUCUAAAGAUGGGUUAGAUUUGAUACAGAUAGUAGAACUCACAAAUAUAUUCACUUACUGGUUUAUACUUGAUGAUAUCUUCCACCAGCACACCUUCCAGUUACAGCUGUUUGACACGCUAACCCAUGUUUACUCAGUUACAGCAAUGAGGGUUUUUCUCUCCUACAGUUUGUCGUAGUUAACCUGCCACGCUUGACAGAAGCUAAAUGUUCAUUUAAUAUGACCCAUCUUUGAAGAAGUGGUUUGUAAAGUUUAGUUUAAACAAUGGAUUCAUGUCAUGUUAGCAUUUUGUCAUAUUUACAUAAAGUAUUAAUCUCUUGUCUCCUGGGUACAAAUUUAUCCCCUCUGUUGUUGUCUUGCUUGUUUACUUUUUUCUCUCUUCAAGCACAAAUAUGUUUUCUCUAUUGAGGGGAAAGUAAACAAAUUCAACAGUUUAAUUAUGCUGGUUGUUAUUUAUGUCUGUGAUCAGGCCGGGCCUUUUGCCUUUAUGACAGAGACUCUUUUAUGGACUAAUUUUUCUUUUUUCAUUCAAACCUCUAAACCAGCAUCCAUCAAGAAUUUAAAUCAGAGCUUAAAAAACUGUCAGACCUAGAUUCUGUACCGUAGAUGUGAUUGUGUGUCAUAUGUGCACAUUUUAAGAUUGAAUAUUUCCACAACAAAAUGUAUUGAAUGUAAUUGGUACAGCAUGCUAAAAGUGUAUAUAUACAUAUAUAUAUUUAUGGUACAAGAAAUAAUUUGUUUUGAUGUUGGUACUGAGCCUCAGAAACACCUCGUCAUGUUUAGAUUUUGACUCACAGCCUUAACUUUCUUGUAUUGUCCAUUUAUUCCCUGACGUUGAAUAAACUGACGCUGGCUCAGGUUAAUUCAGUGUUUGGCACAUUGAUCUGUUUUCUGACGAGUUACUCUUGUCGAAACACAGAUCCAUGUAUACCUCUAUUUUAUUUUUUUUGUUUUUCCCUGGUAUUGGAUGUAGGUUGUCAUACUAGCAUUGCAGUAUACUUUAUGACCAGCAGGCUGCGCUAGUGGGCUUAUUGAAUGUGACAUUGUUUUGGGAUUCCUGUCAUACGGCUUAUUUUAUGAUGACACUGUAAAUGUGUUGUAAAAAAAAACAGAAUCCAUGCCGUAUUCAGACUCAUGCUUUUUUCUUUUUUUAUGCUUGUCUGUAUAAAAUUAUAGGGAAAGAAGAGUUAACCUAUUUUUUUUAUUCCCCAACAACAAUUUCAUGUAGUUCCCACUUUAAAGGGAAGUUCAUUUGGUUUUCUGCAUUUUCAGAGUAAAUAAAUAAAUGUUAUAUGUUGUCUGACCAA